AUGGGCUCUGCUUUUUCCAAAUCGAGCCACUCCACAAACGAUUUCGAAUUGGCUAUCAAGUCCUCCAAGGAACUGGAAUGGGUCCUUGAAGACGCCUUUGGGGCGACGGGGAAAGGGUUGCAUGAGAAAAUUUCUUCCGCAGCCAUUGUUAAUCCCGACCUCUCGCAGUCAUUGGUACGCAACAUGAGGUAUCUGGCUACAAUCCGCAACAAACUGGUACACGAAAGAGGCUUUGACGCAAUUCCAGAUAGGAAACGCUUUAUUGAAAAGUUUGAAGCAUCCCAGGAAGAACUGAAAACCAGUAUCAUCCAGUUCCAGAACCGAAACAAAAAAGCAAAGACCAUGACGGCUGCUGCAAGUGAAAAUUGUAUUGUCAUGUAG
Seminavis robusta is the source of this 381-nucleotide messenger RNA. NCBI's taxonomy places the organism in Eukaryota, Bacillariophyta, Bacillariophyceae, Naviculales, Naviculaceae. The record is from the annotation of a GenBank genome assembly.